Selaginella moellendorffii is the source of this 643-nucleotide messenger RNA. RefSeq lists its product as uncharacterized. The transcript has 4 exons. The record is from RefSeq and is a predicted model, not a curated record. The coding region runs from base 1 to 573 and encodes 190 amino acids. Lineage: Eukaryota; Viridiplantae; Streptophyta; Lycopodiopsida; Selaginellales; Selaginellaceae.
AUGACAUUUUACGGGAAUGUCGGGCCAAGAGUGGGACAAGAACAAAGUACAUCGAAAGCUAUGGUUUUGUUCGUGCUGGUGUUCUUGAGAUCAUUCUUUCACCAUGAUGUCACCAGCAAGAAUCUUCAUCGUGUCGAAUGCUCGGGUUUGAUGGAGAGCACCAACCAGCGAUCCAUUCCAUUACGAGGAGCUGCGUGUUCUUCGCUUGGAAGCCGAGCAAUCACCCCGGCAGCCAUGCUUUUAGGAUCAGCGGAUGCUGCGAGAGGAAGAAACCAGCUCCAAAGCUUAACGAGGAUCGGUGGAGCGCAAUCUGGAAAACACCACUUGCAAGCGCGGUCUAGAAACCGAGAAAAACUUCUUAGCAUCGAGAAGAGGCUACUACCAAAGACUGCUGCAUCGCUAUCUGGAAGAAACCAUAUCCGAAACUUGUCAGCUAGGAGGACGCUGGAGCUUCUAGAACUGGCGCCUCCAGCAGUUCCAUCCGAAUCCAAAAGGCUCGUUCCAACGGGUCCCGAUCCUCUACACCACAGCACGAGAACUGAGACGCUGCAUCCAAGGCAACCUCUAGCGUGAGACAGCUCGAAAGAAAAUAUUUUCUGGCUAUGGCAUUAGCUGAAGUGUUCGAAAGCAAAAGAAAAAAAAA